Messenger RNA from Entelurus aequoreus (snake pipefish), 3934 nucleotides. RefSeq names its product nudix (nucleoside diphosphate linked moiety X)-type motif 2 (gene nudt2). The transcript is spliced from 3 exons. The record is from RefSeq and is a predicted model, not a curated record. Gene Ontology annotation, biological process: AMP biosynthetic process; ATP biosynthetic process. Lineage: Eukaryota; Metazoa; Chordata; Actinopteri; Syngnathiformes; Syngnathidae. Gene Ontology annotation, molecular function: bis(5'-nucleosyl)-tetraphosphatase (asymmetrical) activity. The coding region runs from base 140 to 577 and encodes 145 amino acids.
GCAACACAAAGCGGAACUCUUUAUUUACGCUUCUCAUUUCAGCCCGGACUCAUUUGUCACCGUGCAACGGUGUUCUGCGUCUGCGCGCCGGUGAGAAACAAGCUACUGACAAAACAAGAAAGACGUCGUUAGUUAAACUAUGGCGCUGCGUGCCUGUGGGUUCAUCGUGUUUCGACGUCUGGCAAACUGUGCUCCGCCACAAGACAACAUCGAGUACCUCCUCUUGCAGACCUCCUACGGGCGGCACCACUGGACCCCACCUAAAGGCCACGUGGACCCGGGUGAGGAUGACCUCACCACAGCUCUCAGAGAGACCAAGGAGGAGGCGGGGCUUGGCGCGGAGGACCUUCAGGUGGUCGAAGGCUUUCUGAAGGAGCUGCAUUAUCAGGUGAGAGGUGGCCCCAAGGAGGUUCUGUACUGGCUGGCCGAGCUGAAAAACCCAGGCACCGAGGUCACUUUGUCCAGCGAGCAUCAGAACUACCGCUGGGCCCCGCUGGAGGACGCCUGCGCUCUUGCUCAGCACAAAGAGAUGCAGGACACUCUGAGAGCUGCACACAGACACUUAAACAAGAAGUGAGUGACACAUGCUCAGUGCGGACCGCAAACUUCUUCAUGCAAUUUGGCCCAAAGCCUCUUAACUCUUUCACCGCAAUUAUUAUUCUGAAAAUCAGAAUUAGGCAAAUAUGUCAGUCUUAGAACAGGGGUGCCCAAAGUGCAACGCAUUCUGAAAAUAGGAAAAGAUCAAAAGUGCAAUGAAAGAGCUGUAAUGUAUCAAGGAAAUGUUGCAAUUGUGACUCUAAUAACAAAAGGCUGAAAUGUAGAAUGUUGUUUUUUUUUACUUUAAAAUUGUCAUUGCUCAAAAAAUAAUACAAAUGUAUAAUCCGUGGACAUAUCUGAAGUGGAUUUAGAGAUUUAAGCAUUGAGAGUAAAAAUAAUAUAUUGUAUUUUCUGGACCAUAGGGCCAAUGAGCGGGUCUAUUCAGGAUAAUAAGGCGCAUUAAAGGGGUCAUAUUAUUCAGAUUAUUUUCUACAUGUAAAAGACUUCCUUGUGGUCUACAUAACAUGUAAUGUUUGCUCAAAAUGUUGCAUAGAUGAUGUUUUACUCAUCAUCUUCAACUCACUUUCUGACAGUCUCUUCAGGAUGCGCCGUUUUGUGGGCGCUCUUAUUUACGUGCCUCCACUUGGACAGUGUAUUCUCCUUGGUGUAGCGUGCAAGAACGGGAGUGGAAGAAGUGUCAAAAGAUGGCGCUAACUCUUUUAAUGACAUUCACACUUUACUUCCAUCAAUAACGGAGCAGCAUCUCCUCAUCCGUGGCUCACUAGUGCAACAACAACGCCCGAAAUGUGUCCCGUGACCGGAACUCUCUAAUAACUAAAGUUCCUUGGGUGAAUAAUGUAAACUCACUACACCGGUAUGUUUUAGUGCUUUCAUGGUGAGUUUACUGACAGAUAUAAGUAAGAACUUUACACUACUUUAUAUUAGAAAUGGUAACAGUGGAGGAUGAAUGUCCCAUAACAAGAAGAUAGAGAAAAAGAAGAAGCUUAUCCACUACGGCUUCGGCGUGGACUUGCGCAAAUUUUUAGGACUUAUGCAGAUCCCAAAUACAGAUCAGCAGGUACCAGAAGUUAAGAAAAGUUGCUUUGGCAUAAUAUAUAUAUACCGUAAUUUCCGGACUAUAAGCCGCACCUGACUAUAAGCCGCACCAGCUAAAUUUAGGGGAAAAUACAGAUUGCUCCAUAUAUAAGCCGCACCCGACUAUAAGCCGCAGGGUUUUGAUGUGUAAUUAGCGUAGUAUAUAGGGGUUCCUGCUACCACGGAGGGGAUUGUCGGGACAGAGAUGACUGUUUGGGAACGCAAAGCGUCCCAUUUAUUAACAAUAAAUCUUUCAAUCAUUCAAUCAAACUUUCACAUCUUUGACAUGGCGAACAGCAUUCGUGCAGAGUACAAAUAAUACAACGGUGCAAAGUAAUACAAAGUGCUCGCCUGUACGUUGUCAAAAUAACCAGCCUAUGAAAAGUCAGUCUUUAAUCAUUGUGUCAUCGUCUUCCUCCUGUGUACUAAAACCACCGAAAUCCUCUUCGUCGGUGUCGGAGAAGAACAGGCCGUAUAUAAGCCGCACCCUUGUAUAAGCCGCAGGGACCAGAACGAGGGGGGAAAGUAGCGGCUUAUAGUCCGGAAAUUACGGUACAUAUAUAUAUAUAUAUAUAUAUAUAUAUAUAUAUGUCUUACCUUAUACACUCACCAUAAUAAUACUCCUAUGUUGAAGCACAGUACAAUCCAUCAAGCGGUGUGGCUUCAUAGCUUACCAAAGUCCUACUAAAACAUUUUGAUAGAUUUUUGAGCACCGUGUGUAAUGUUCUAUAUUUUCAAUGGAACAUAUCAAAUUUGGCUUUGUUUACUUGAGUCAGUCUACACGUAUCUCUUAUGUGUGACUGCCAUCUACUGGUCACACUUGUCAUUUCACCAUGUACCAAAUAAAAUAGCUUGGCGGUCGGUAAGCAAAACCAGAACUAUGCCGUACAUUAGGCGCACCGGGUUAUAAGGCGCACUGUCGAGUUUUGAGGAGAAAAAAGGAUUUUAAGUGCUCUUAUAGUCUAGAAAAUACGGUAUAUUGAUAUAUGACUCAUGUUAACACUUUCAUGAUUGGGGGUCUUUUGGAUCCUUGAUAUCCUCUUGUCAUUGUUGAAAAUAAUAAUGAAUCAAAAUCAAUGUUAUGAAUUAUUUACCAAUUUAAUUACUUUGCAUCAAAUAUUAAAUUUUUAAAAAUGUUUGGGGGAAAUAUUGCAUAUGUUGUGUUUUUGCCAUAAAAUAACUUAAUAAAUGGCAUACAACAUAACAAAACAAAACAAAAACACCCACUUUAUGGCAACGGAUAGUCCUGAAGUUGAUCUAUACAUAUUUAAGUGUUGGAAGUAAAAUAAAUGUUAUAAUGAGACUUAUUUUUAACACAUUAAUGACUGAGAGCCUUAACGUUCACCACAAUUGAGGACAGCCCUAUUGGUUACAAUGCAUGUUGUAUUGGUUUUGAAAAUGAAAACACUCAUAAUGGCCCCCGCAUGCUUUCAUUUUUCAGUGUGCGGCCCUCAGUGCAAACAAUUUGGACACCACUGUCUUAAAAUGGUGCCUUCAAGGUGCUACCAACAACUGACAAAAAUAUUUUUUUAUAAUUGCUGCUACUGUAUUUCUGAUUAUUGAUUACUUGAAGACAACAUCUCUGUUUUUAAAUAGUCUGUUGUAUGAUUUCUCAUUGCUCAUAUCCUUGCAAUUAUGAUUGAAACUGAAAUGCCAAAUAAGAAAUAAAGGAAUGUACUUUCAACCAUAAAGUUCUAAAAUGGCCAUAUUAAGUUUAUCUGUUGGCAGCUGUCAGUAAUAUGAAUUAGAUUGGGGCAAAUAUAGUAUGUAUUGCUGCAAUAAGGAGAUAAAGAAAACGUUGAAUCUGUCCACAAGAGGGAGACAAAAACAAGAAGUAGAACAUGCCACAGGUAUGAGGUGUGUCACUCUUGUUAGACCCGCUCUUAUGUUAUCUCUCUGUGGACUUUUUUUGUCCUUUCUAUUCAUUUCUGCUGUGUUUUUGCCAAUCAUUUUGUUGUUACUUCAUUAUAUAGUAUUUUUUCUUGUUAAUUUAUAUUUCAGUAUCCAAUUAUUUCACAUGCAUUUACUCAAUACCACAAAUCCAAACAGGAUAAAUAACAACGUCAUUAUUUAAAGGGCAUAAAACAAUCAACUUCAGUCUUAAACUAAAAUACCCAACAUGUAAUGUUGUUUUUGUUUGUUUUUUAAACCUUUGAAGGCCUUUCCAUCAAAUGAUGUAUAUAUGAACAUUUGCAUAACAUUUGUUAUUUUACUGAUUUGAACCUUUGACGUUAUUUGAUCAAAAUGGUCAAAAUAAAAUAAAAAAUGUGUCUUUGAAGAUGAAUACAAUUGAAUUUGCAUG